AUGGAACUCGACGAACUGAUCGCAUCGCUGCCACGUCAUCUCGUCAGCUGGCUCAAAGAGGAAGCGGACAACCGCCCCGUUGUCAUGUGCACAGAUCCUUUGAACCACCCUGAAAUCAGACAGCGGUGUCGAUUAUACACAGAUCUGCCGUCAUUCCUCUGCGACUCGGCCGAGCUGACAAACCUUAUCGAUCCAUCAAAUACAGCAACUCCUGUCGUCAUCGUUGACAACGCGACAUCAGCCGACGUGUGCAUCCAAGCCAGAGAAGAAGCCGAGACUCUGCGUAGUGCAGGUCGCUUCAGAAACGCGUCCUUCGGGGCAUCUAGUCGCAAGGCAGUCGACAGCAAGACGCGGAGCGACGAGAUCGUGUGGAUUCGAGAGCAGGACCUCACAGCCCUGCCAGCAUGCACCAGGAUACUUGCGCUAAUCGAGGAACUUCGAGACGCCCUCAACGCGGGUUUCGUUCUCCUGGGCACUGAAUUCAAGGCUUACCGCACAGAGCUACAGCUGUCGGUGUACCCAAGCGGGACAGCUGGCUAUUCUGCACAUAUGGACGCCGGAGCGGAGUCGGGAUGGUUGUCUUCAGAAGCCAUCAUCUCGAACACAGCGUCCUUCCAGUCGGCUGUUCAGAUCGGUUCGCCAUAA
Molecule: messenger RNA, 645 nt
Organism: Besnoitia besnoiti
Lineage: Eukaryota; Apicomplexa; Conoidasida; Eucoccidiorida; Sarcocystidae
Product: oxidoreductase, 2OG-Fe(II) oxygenase family protein
Exons: 7
Coding region: 1-645 (214 amino acids)
Source: RefSeq, a predicted model, not a curated record